CGUCGAAGAUCUCAUCUCUCUGUUUACUUGGGAAAGAAGUUACUUUCGGGAUUGAAGAGUCUGUUUUGAGGAAGCAUUCCAAGCAAAAAAAGAAGCAAGAAGAAAGAGAGGAGAACCAAAGAGAUAAUAGGUCGGUUUGAGCCUUGAGGUCCAGGAAGAAACGCGUUUCUUUCUUUGGGCUGAAGCAAAAGCCCACCCUUUUCCAACUAAAUGCGUUCGCUGGCUGGCAGGCAGCAGCAGCAGCUAUCGCAUUGCCCUUCUCUUUCUUGAUGACGAUGAAGAACAUCAGAACGGCUAAAUAAGAUAAUAGCAACCCAUCUUCACCGCCAUAGCUACUCCUUCUGAUUUCUUCUCCUGUUUCUUUCUUUCACUUCGCCGUAGCUGAAAGUUUCAGUCUUCCGGUCAUCUGGAAAACUUCCAUCGCACCCGGUAUAAAAAAUAAUCGAACUUUCUUCUUCUCCUUCUUGAUUCCAAAGUCGCUCUCGCUUUUCUGCGUCCCUUCCUUUGUUCUGCGAUUCCCCUGAAUCGGUGGUCUUCAGGAUCUGCGAGUAUCUGUUUCUGUUGAAAACACAAAAGGUAUGGCCGGAUACAAUUCAACUUCCCUCGCUCCUCAUUCAAAUGAUCUUGAUUUAUUAAGUUCUCAGUUGGUGGAUGGUUAAUUGAGAAUGCUCUGCCCAGUUUUAUCUGUUUGUAAACUGUUUUGAGUAGUUGGGUGGUGGUUCUAGAAAUUGAACACUGGUGCUGUUUUGUUGGUUUUGGGGUUUUCGCGAAAUGGAGAUUGCUGUGAGCUUAAGGGCAUGAGAUGUUUACUGAUUUGGUUUGAUUGCUGUUGAAUAGCACUGGUUAGUAGUAAUUCUUGGUUAGGAUGUGUGUGUGGUAGUCAAUAUGCAGGACUGUCUCUGAAAUUUUAGAUUUUUGAGUUAGUCUCAGCAGGUUCUUACUAGCUAUCCACUGCAGGGGGCUUUUCUUUGGGAUACAUAGAAUUAAACUGAUGGCUGAUAUAAGUUCAUCAUCUUCGAUGAUUCCUGCUGUUUCCUCCGAGCUUGGGGGAAUGCAAGUGUCUAAUUCGAACCAACACAUGGUUCAACCCAGCAUGAUCCACCAAAACCGAACGGCAUCAGAUGGUCCGGUGGCUAUCCUUUGGGACAUCGAGAACUGCCCGGUUCCAAGCGACGUCCGUCCUGAAGAUGUAGGUGGGAAUAUCAGGAUGGCAUUGCAGGUGCACCCUGUGAUUAAAGGAGCAGUUAUGACGUUCUCGGCCUAUGGAGAUUUCAAUGCCUUCCCUAGGCGACUAAGGGAGGGAUGUCAGAGAACUGGCGUUAAACUUAUAGAUGUUCCGAAUGGUAGGAAAGAUGCAGCUGACAAGGCUAUUCUCGUCGACAUGUUUCUUUUUGCACUCGACAAUCCACCACCUUCCUCCAUCAUGCUUAUCUCAGGGGACGUUGACUUCGCUCCAGCUCUGCAUAUUCUAGGUCAACGUGGAUAUACCAUUAUCCUUGUUAUCCCUUCUGGAGUUGGUGUCUCGUCCGCACUGUGCAAUGCUGGUAAAUUCGUUUGGGACUGGCCUAGCGUGUGCCGUGGAGAGGGAUUCAUGGCCCGUUCGAAGUCCUUAAUGUCCCCUCAUGGACUGCCAGUUGACCUUCGUCUCAUGGGAUGCCAUAUCAAUGAGAGUCCUGAGUACCAAAAUGAGGAGGAGGCAAUUGUCUAUCGAGGGGUUUCUCAAAGUUACUACAACUCGAGAGAUUUAUCCUUAGUUUCACACUCUUUAGCUGAAUACAGCAGUGGGAACCUGCCUAAUUAUCCUACAGGAAUGAGGACACAGAGUCUUCCAAAUGGUAUGAGUGAAGUACCGUCGGCUUUCCCUGCUCCUUAUGAUGAUCAAUACAGUUCUGUAAUGUGGGUUCAACCUGGGGAUGUACAUGGUUUGAAGACACAGUUAGUAAAGUUGCUUGAACUCUUUAGUGGAUAUUUACCUCUUCAACGUAUUCCAUCUGAGUACCAAAAGAUGUAUGGACGGCCGCUUUAUGUAUCAGAGUAUGGUGCAUCCAAGCUUGUCAAUCUUUUCAGCAGAAUGAAUGAUGUGAUUUCAAUAGAUGGGAAAGGGAAAAAGAAAUUUGUAUAUCUUCAGAAUUGGAAAGCAGGUCCAAGUGCUCCUCCUUUGAUUGUUGUCAAUCCCUCAAGUCUUUCCAAAAAGGAUAGGAAAGGAAAGGGAGCUCAAGAGGGUUUGGAAGUGGCAGGUAAUGGGUUUGUGUCCUCUGAUGAGUUCUCAGAUGAUGAUGGAGUGGGAGUUGAAGAACUUGAGGAGAGGAGAAGUCCAGUGAUCCAGACUAGUACAGCACAUGUAUCUCAAUGUGAAGAAGGUGAUGAUGGUUAUUUGGAGCAAUUCAAGUUCGAGUUACAGGAGAUUUUGGUGAGUUAUUCUUGUCGUAUUUUCUUGGGAAGUUUUGAGGCUAUAUACCAGCAACGGUACAAGAAACGGCUGGACCUCCAAUGUUUUGGUGUCACUCAGCUGGAGGAGCUUUUUGAUAAAGUUAGGGAUGUGGUUGUCUUGCAUGAAGAUCCUACGAGUAAGAGAAAGUUUGUGGAUGCUAUUAGUGGCUAGAAGACUUGCUCGGGCCUUUUGCAAACUUUGCUGCAUGUACAUGGACCAGACUCAAGUGUAUGUUUUUUUUCUUCCAUUUUGCAUAUGUGAUGGGGUAAUAUUACCGCUUUGUUCGUUCAUGCAUGUGUCUUCACUGAACUUAAUUGCAUGUAAUUUUUCGCUUAGUCCCUUACUAUUCUGCAAUUGAUGGGAAGAUCAUAUAGUCAGUGGGUGGUGAUACCUUCAUACGGAACUACUGUAGGGUGUUAAUCAUGUAGCCAACUUGAUAGGAAUUAGGUGCUAUUAGUUGGCAAUUGAUUAUCCAGUUUAGUUGGUUUCUUUUGCCCUAAUUGCGUAAUCUCCAAUGAUUUUAUAGGGUUAAGAACAUACUGCAAGAAUCAUUCAUCAAAGCGAAUGUUGUCACAAAUUUGAGAAGGAUGCACAUUCUACUUUACUGAUUCUCUUACACUCUACUGCUUUGUUAUUUGUCACUCCUCUGAAGAUUGCCUUGACACAAUCAAUUGCUAAUCGAAAC
Molecule: messenger RNA, 3116 nt
Organism: Linum trigynum
Lineage: Eukaryota; Viridiplantae; Streptophyta; Magnoliopsida; Malpighiales; Linaceae
Source: the annotation of a GenBank genome assembly